AUCAAAACAUACAACAAUUAAUUAUAAGCUCAAUCCUCUUGAAUAUCACAAUCACAAUAGUAAAAAAGAAUGGCCAGAAUUUAUCCUCAACAAGAAUCCACAGCAUGCUCUGUGUCUAAUGAUCAGUGUCAUAUCAGCAGGUCUAAUAAAAGAGAAACAUAUACUGUAUGGAUGAAAUCACUUGUUCUUCACUCCAAUGGUUGCACUGUCUAUGAUUCAAACGGUAACAUCGUUUAUCGAGUUGAUAACUAUGACAAAAAAGGUAGAAGAGAAGUGAAUCUAAUGGAUCUACAAGGGAAUCUUCUUUGCACCAUCAAAAAGACAUUACUAGCUUUUGGAUGUUGGGAAGGCUACAAAUAUUGUAACAAUUCUAAUUUUGGAAGCCAAGAGGAACAACCAUGGUUCCAAGUUAAAAGAUGUACUAAGAUUAUCACAGGAAAAGUAGCUUGUCAGAUUAAAGUAGGGUCCCAAAAUUUGUGCAUAGAAAGAAUCAGUACAGGAAAAUCAUUUGCUUUUAGGAUAGUAAACAAAAAUGGAGAAAUCAUUGCAGAGGCAAAGCAAAAACAGUCUUCAUCCGGGGUUGUUCUGAGUAAUGAUGUUCUAACUUUGGAUUUGGCUGCUGGAACGGAUCAUUCCCUUAUAAUGGCUUUGAUUACGGUCUACGGAUUGAUAUGCGGAAAAAUGUAGAAAUUUCAUAUGAUGUACGAUUCAUUUGAAGGCUCUGAUUCAGAAAACUUUUCGCUUUUGUACACUUUUUCCAUCGUUUGAUGUCUUGUAAAUUUUGUAAAGUUUAGUAACUAGUGUUUAGCUCAGUUUAUAUAAAAAGAUCAUGAGCUAGCUUCAUCAAGAUCUUUUUUUUUUCACUGAGUUUCAUCAGGAUCUGUAAUUAGAGAGGUAUGUAUAUGUAAACAUAUAUAUUGUAU
Messenger RNA from Medicago truncatula (barrel medic), 923 nucleotides. RefSeq names its product protein LURP-one-related 4. The transcript has a single exon. Lineage: Eukaryota; Viridiplantae; Streptophyta; Magnoliopsida; Fabales; Fabaceae. The record is from RefSeq and is a predicted model, not a curated record. Bases 70 to 687 code for a protein of 205 amino acids.